GUAAACUUUGGAUCAUUUUUUUGUUUUGUUUUUAGAGUAUACUAUUUUUCUUUUUAUAGUAAGAAAUACAUGCAACUCAAUGGUCUAAAUUACAAGUAGCCAGUAAGUAGGUUUGAACUGACAUAAAUAAAUAAAUUACAACUAAGUAAUUUAUUUGGUUGGUCAACAAAACAUUUACAAUAGCGAAAUGGGCCGCCAACUUAUGUAAGUUCAUACCCGACCCGGCCCGUAUACCGACGCCAGAUUCAUCCAUUUCUCAUCACCUCCCAGUCCCACCACAUCUGAUUUCAAUCUGCGAAUUUCUCUUUAAACCCUACAAACCCUUUUCCCGAUCAAACAAUGACGCUCCACGCCGCAGUGAUCCAGAAGCUUCUCAACACCGGCUCCCAUCUCGGCCGCCGCGCCGCCGAGCACCAUUUCAAACAGUACGCCUACGGAACCCGCAACGGGAUGACCAUCAUCGACUCCGACAAAACCCUGAUCUGCCUCCGCAGCGCCGCCAGCUUCGUCGCCAACCUCGCGCACAUGAGGGGGAACAUCUACUUCGUCAACACGAACCCUCUCUUCGACGAGAUCGUCGAGCUCACUUCCCGCCGCAUCCAGGGCGACGCGUACAACCACAACCGCUCGAUGAAUCUGUGGAAGAUGGGAGGUUUUUUGACGAACAGUUACAGUCCUAAGAAGUUUCGGUCGAGGCACAAGAAGCUUUGCUUUGGUCCGACGACGAUGCCUGAUUGUGUCGUUGUGUUUGAUACCGAGAGGAAGAGCUCGGUGAUACUCGAGGCCGCGAAGCUUCAGAUUCCUGUUGUGGCGAUUGUGGAUCCGAAUGUGCCGUUGGAGUUCUUUGAGAAGAUUACUUAUCCUGUGCCGGCACGUGACUCGGUUAAGUUUGUUUAUUUGUUUUGUAAUGUGAUCACUAAGUGCUUUGUGGCUGAGCAGAUGAAGAUGGGGAUCAAAGAUGGGGGCAAGGAUGAUGUGAUGAAGGAUUUAGCUGCAUGAUUUGGAUAUUCACAGCACACGUUCUUAGUCUCGAAUCAUUGUUUCUUCAGCAUUGUGGUUUUUCUCUACUUUGAAAUUCUGAGUCUUCUUUAUUACAUUUGGGUGAUUUUGUUCAUGUGAUUGUUAUAAAGCAACAGCUUUUUUCAAAGGUAGAUACAUCAGAGCCAAUUUAAUCA
Molecule: messenger RNA, 1175 nt
Organism: Brassica napus (rape)
Lineage: Eukaryota; Viridiplantae; Streptophyta; Magnoliopsida; Brassicales; Brassicaceae
Product: ribosomal protein S2, mitochondrial
Exons: 1
Coding region: 340-999 (219 amino acids)
Biological process (GO): translation
Cellular component (GO): ribosome; mitochondrial small ribosomal subunit
Molecular function (GO): structural constituent of ribosome
Source: RefSeq, a predicted model, not a curated record